Gregarina niphandrodes is the source of this 283-nucleotide messenger RNA. RefSeq names its product putative CopG/DNA-binding domain protein. Lineage: Eukaryota; Apicomplexa; Conoidasida; Eugregarinorida; Gregarinidae. The record is from RefSeq and is a predicted model, not a curated record. The annotation marks the transcript as partial. The transcript has a single exon.
AUGAAUCCUGCGCCUUCGGUCGAGGACUUGGUUCAAGAGCGUUUUGACCAGAUGCAUGCCAGGUUCGACCGUUUCGAACAGGACAUGCGGACGAUGGCCGAGACGGUCGCGCUCCAGGCCCGGUACCAGUUGGCGGUGACGCCUCCGAUCCCGCAAGAGCAGCAGCGAGAGGCGGUUCUUCUCGGCGAUGAACGUUUCAAGAUCUUUGCGGAGCAGGUCGAUCGUCGCGUUCGGCAGCAUCGGCCUCUCAUGCAGGAGACGAUCGACCGUCUCAAUUCCGAAA